CUGCUGCAUAGGCGUGGGAACAACACGAGUCGGUCGAUCCAGAAUUCAGCUUCAAGCUUCGACAACAACUUCAACGUCAACCAUCAUGGUAGCACCCCGGGGAGCACGCACUUUCAUGCGCAAUUGGUAUGCCAUCGAGGCAAUUCCUAUCUACGCCGUUAUUGGUAUAGCCGUCGGGGGUGCGGGCUGGUAUCUGACCCGCCUCGCGCGUGGUCCUACAGUCGUUUGGACAAAGAACAACCCUACUCCCUGGAACGAGGUCAAACAAGAUGAAAACACUAAAAUGUUGGAUGUUAACUCGAGGUUCUCAAAGAGCUGGUCGAGGGACAAGUUAUAGCUUAAGCUCGCACUGAAAGGGUGCUAUACCAUUUUUUCGGUCGUGCUCGUUGUCAUAAUACAGUCCAAUUACAUUCUGUUUUCCUGCGCUGAUGAUUGUUCCAUGUGACUAUGUUAUUGAUGUCGGGCCGGAUAGUUGCUUUUAGUUCCCUGGUCUUGAUGUUAAAAGACAACCUGUA
Messenger RNA from Suillus paluster, 515 nucleotides. RefSeq lists its product as uncharacterized. The record is from RefSeq and is a predicted model, not a curated record. The coding region runs from base 86 to 337 and encodes 83 amino acids. NCBI's taxonomy places the organism in Eukaryota, Fungi, Basidiomycota, Agaricomycetes, Boletales, Suillaceae. The transcript is spliced from 5 exons.